Durusdinium trenchii is the source of this 357-nucleotide messenger RNA. The record is from the annotation of a GenBank genome assembly. NCBI's taxonomy places the organism in Eukaryota, Dinophyceae, Suessiales, Symbiodiniaceae.
AUGGCGCAGCUGGAGCGGCGCUGCGCGGAGGCGGGGCAGAAGCGAUGUGCCACCAUUUUCUUGGCCUUUGGAGAGGGUGGGCUGAAUUUGGCACAUCAGGAUCCCUACGGAAAGCUCUUCUUCCCUUACCAGGCGAUGCUGAUGCUCAGCCGACGGGGAAAAGACUUCAACGGAGGCGAGUUCUUUGUGAAGAACAUGAAGACCGGCAAGGUCGCCCAGGUCGCCGCCGACCAGGGCGACGUGACGCUCUUCGCGGCCAACAGCGCGGCCGUGCGCGGCGCCGACUUCAAGCACGGCGUUAGAGAGGUGAAGGGCGAACGUUUUUCAGUGGGCAUAGUCUUCAACAGGAGAAAGUGA